Molecule: messenger RNA, 1295 nt
Organism: Paramecium sonneborni
Lineage: Eukaryota; Ciliophora; Oligohymenophorea; Peniculida; Parameciidae
Source: the annotation of a GenBank genome assembly
AUGUAGCCACAAAAUGAGAACAAAGCAGUGAUACAAAACCUUUAAGAGAUGAUAAAAAAUCAAGCAGAUAUGAGUAUUUUCUUAAGACAAAGUCAAAAACUUAAAGUGUUGCUUACUAUUCCACCGAUUGAAAGAACAGAUGGCCAUAUAAAAGAAAUCUGUAAUUUAGUGCAGGUUUGUAAAAAAAACCAAAUUUAAUUUCUACUUAGAGGGUCAAAUUUCUAUCGCGAUAUCGUGAGAAGCCUUAUUACAAUGAUUUGUGUCGUAAUUUGUAUGUAAAGACAUUCCAAUAAGGAAAAACAAUUUUCAAAUAAGGAGAUACUGGAACAUGCUGUUAUGUUAUCUUGAGUGGAGUUGUUAAAAUAUAUGCAGAUGAGCCAACCCUUUUUCCAGGAUACUUUUAAAAGAGAGAAGUUGCUGUAUUGGGAAAGGGAAAUUGUUUUGGAGAAAUCGCAUUAUUUUUUGGAUCAUAAAGAACAGCAACAGUGAUUUCAGAAUCAGAAUGUGAUUUGAUAAUGUUAGAUAGAGAUGUGUUUUAAAAAUAUAUUUAGGAAGAUUAAGAUGCUUUUGAUUUAUAAUCAAAGAAUUUAAAGGAUGUUAGACGUUUCCUAAAUAAAGUUAAACAAUUUAAAAUUUUUACUUCUGAAGAAAUUACUUAAAUAAGUACUAAAUGUAAAAGAUUAAAUCAUCAAUAAUAAACAAUAUUAUUGAAAGAAGGAGAUGUAGCAAAAAAUGUUUUUAUAAUAAAAAGUGGAAGAGUUAAGGUAUUAAAAAAGAUUGAAUUGAGUGGUUAAUAUUAUGAGAUAGAUGAAUUGGAAUAAGGAUGUGUAUUUGGUGAUUAUAGUUGUAUAACAAAUAGUAAAUGUGAAUAUACAUACAUAACAUCAAUAAGAAGUGAAAUUUUAAAUUUGAAUGGUUUUGAUUUAAAACAAUAUGUGUAAAUGGAGAGAUUGAAUAAGUAUGUUGAAAAUAUAAAGUAAUAUCCAGAGAGAGAGACACUAUGUUAGAUGCAAAUAGAGGAUAUAUAGUGGAGAGAGUACAAAAAGUAGUUAAUUCAGAAUUUAGUAAAUGAUAAAUAGAACAGUCGUGGUUUUGAUAGAAGGAUGAGAUUACCUGAAUUAAGAUAUAAAUUAAUAGAUGCUCCUGAUUAAUAGAUAUAUUAGAGAACAUUGUAAGAGAAUGUAAUAAGAAAUGUAUUAGUUUAUUGAGAUAGGGUUGUCGAACUCCUUAGCAUAAGAAGUUAUUCCGUAGAGAGAUAGAAUCAUUACGUAAUUAGAUAUCUGCAAAGAGGAUGG